AUGAACGUCUUUGCCAGAACUACCCGAGUGGGCGCCAACUCCAUGAUCCGUAACCAAUUUGCGUUUUCCUCCAUCGCAAGAAAGUCAACCCUAACUCAAGUAUUUUCUGAGAAAGCCAUCCAUCCUAUUGGACCUUACUACUCUCAAGCCACCAAAGCCAAUGGCUUCGUCUUCCUCUCCGCUCAACUUCCCGCCGACUCCUCUUGUAAACUCGUCACUGGCAGUGUCAAGGACCAAGCACACAAGAUGAUCCAAAAUGCUUCUCAUGUCCUCGAAGCCGCCGGCUCCGAUCUUGAGAAGGUUGUUAAAGUGAAUCUGUUUGUCAAGGAUUUCCACAUGGUGGCAGAUAUCAAUGAGGUUUAUGGUGGGUAUUUCCCGCAGAAGCCGGCGAGGACUACUACACAGAUGCCAUUUUUGCUUGCUGGGGCGGAUAUGAUGAUGGAUAUGGUUGCUGUGGUUGACAAAGAGUAG
Aureobasidium pullulans EXF-150 is the source of this 471-nucleotide messenger RNA. RefSeq names its product YjgF-like protein. Gene Ontology annotation, molecular function: deaminase activity. The transcript is spliced from 4 exons. The coding region runs from base 1 to 471 and encodes 156 amino acids. The record is from RefSeq and is a predicted model, not a curated record. Gene Ontology annotation, cellular component: cytosol; mitochondrion. Lineage: Eukaryota; Fungi; Ascomycota; Dothideomycetes; Dothideales; Saccotheciaceae.